CCGGGCUAUCGGCGGAAACUUUAGCUAACUUUCUGUGAGACACAAUGCCCAGAAAGACGGAGAGAAAAGGCAGCGACAAACGAGAUGGAAACAAGAAGACACCGAAAAAGGAAAACUCCGAGUUUCCUGCAGAGAAAAGCGGGUCUGCGGACAAAGAGAAGGACCUCUACCUGACACAGAUAGCGUAUUUAACCGACGAGCUGGAGCGACAUCAGCUGAAAUGUGAUGACCUUGUGAGACAGAGGAAAGACUUGCUGACUCAGCGCAGCACACUGGAGCAGGAGAACAGAGACACGAUCGCGUACCUGAAGCGUUCCCUGUUGGAGAAGGAGGACGAGGUGGGCGAGCUGUCGCAGCGGCUGCAGAACCAGCUGCAGGCUUCAGAUCAGGAAAGAGACGCCCUGCAGCUGCGGCACAGCCGGGAGAGGCAGGAGCUUCAGAACCGCAUCGAUGAACUUAUCAAAGAAAACACAGCACUCGCGGAGAGGUUUGCAAGCCUGGAGGCGUUUCAGGGGCAAAAGGAGGAGAUGAUGUCCAGCUUAGAGUCGCUGGAGAAGCAGCUGGCGAGUCAGAAGGAAGAGCACAAGGAUGACAUUCACAGCCUGGAGAUGAAAGCGCUGCUGGAAAAGAGGAGAUUGGAGAGGGAGAACGAGUCUCACGCUGCAGCCAUGGCAGCAGAGGUGCAGCUCCUGGUGGACCAGAAAGUCCCGGAGACGACCAGGCUGGCGCUGCAGGAGAACGCGGAGGUGAAAGCUCGCGUGGGGCAGCUGUCGGAGCAGGUGCAGAUCCUGAUGGAGGAGAAUGCUGCCCUGCGGGGCUGCAAGAGUCAGCUCAGCAUGGAUGUGGAAAACCUGGAAGAAAUGCUCAGAGACACGUCACGCACCAGCUGCGUCCGUAAGAAGGUGGUGGAGCAGCUCACAGAGAAGUGCCAGCAGCUGCAGGCGGAGCAGAAGGACUGCAGGCAGCGGCUCGAGCAGCUUCAGACCGAACACGCAGGAGCCCUGGGCAAGAUGGAGGCGCUGAGGCAGAAUCAGGCCUCUCUAUCUGAACAGUGCAGUAAAAACAGAGCUCAGGUCAGUCAGCUGGAGGCGGAGCUUCAACAGGAG
Molecule: messenger RNA, 1106 nt
Organism: Maylandia zebra (zebra mbuna)
Lineage: Eukaryota; Metazoa; Chordata; Actinopteri; Cichliformes; Cichlidae
Source: RefSeq, a predicted model, not a curated record